This is a messenger RNA of Cuscuta campestris, 1462 nucleotides long. NCBI's taxonomy places the organism in Eukaryota, Viridiplantae, Streptophyta, Magnoliopsida, Solanales, Convolvulaceae. The record is from the annotation of a GenBank genome assembly.
AACCACCCAACUCUCUAAGGUGGUUGAAGAGAGGAGCAAGAGGUCUAUUACUCUACCCGCAACAACAUCAACCCACAACAACGUUGAUGAUGAAGAUGAUGACAGCGACGACACCGACCUCGGACUCUUCGUCUGAAAAUUCAAGGAAAUGAUGCUCAAGAAGGGAGCCAAGAAGAACACUCCACCCAAGUGCUAUGGGUGUGGUGAAAUUGGACACAUCAAACCAAUGUGUCCUAAGCUCAAGAACGAGAAGGACAAGAGGGCACCGAAGAAGCAACGUGCCUACAUUUCUUGGGAGAACGACGGCUCCGGGAGUGAAGACUCGGAAACGGAGGAAGUGGCCAACUUAUGUCUCAUGGCCAUUGAAGAUGGGGAAACAUCAAAAGAGAACCUCCAUAACAGAGAAUACCAUGGCCACAAGAAGAAGGUUCAUUCUGUAGCCUGGAAUUGCAUCGACACUAAACUAGCUUCAGGAUCAGUUGAUCAAACUGCUCGUAUUUGGCAUAUUAAUCCCCAUGGUCAUACAGCAGCCCUUGAAGAAGCUUUACUCAACUGGUUGGCCAACUACUCGCCGACAAAGGGCGCGACAUCAGGUGGCAAAUGUUCUCAACAAGUUGAAUUAAGUGGGGAAAAUAUAAAUAUCACUUAUAAACCUGAUGGUACACAUAUAGCUGUUGGCAACAGGGAAGAUGAACUUACAAUAUUGGAUGUCCGCAAAUUCAAAGCUAUACACAAGCACAAGUUCAACUAUGAGGCGAACGCCUCUUGCCCAGAAGUCAGGCAUGCAAGGCAAACACCUGGAAGCCUCAAUUUGAACUUCACCCACCUUGCGUCUCUCCAAGCAGUAGACCUUCACCUCAUCGCCUGUGGUGUUUUAGGCGAGAAGAGAGGGCCUGUUAGGACAAUAAGUUUCAACCAUACAGGAGAAUUGCUCGCCUCUGCUAGUUUAGAUUUAUUCAUUGAGAUAUCAAGUGUCGAGACAGGACGUCCAGUUCACCAGAUUCUGUGUCGUGAUGCAAUGAACAGUGUGGAGUGGAACCCAAAGUUGAACUUGCUCGCCCAUGCUGGGGAUGAUAAAAACAAGUAUCAAGCAGAUGAAGGCGUUUUCCGCAUCUUUGGCUUUGGUGUUUUCCGAAUGUGUCUUUCCAGUUCCAUCAUAAUUUGUAAUCUGAGCUACACAAAUAAUUUGGACACAGCACAAACGUGCAAGUAAUAAGUUUAGAAUUCAAACACUCGUGCAGUCAUGAUGCAAUUUUGAAUGGUUGAACACAAGCAGUGUGCCACAAUGUGCUAGAAAAAUUAUGAUUUGCUUUCUCUCAUAUGCUACUGCUACUGGCGGGGACUCCAAAAAAUUCGUCACAAUAGAUGGCUUUUCUUGUUUCGGAAAUAAUUAGCUAACCUGAAGAAUUUCCAUGGAAGGAAAUACGUUUCUUGUUGCUUCUAAUAAUAGGAAACCCAUAUG